Messenger RNA from Rhinocladiella mackenziei CBS 650.93, 1845 nucleotides. RefSeq lists its product as uncharacterized. The coding region runs from base 1 to 1845 and encodes 614 amino acids. NCBI's taxonomy places the organism in Eukaryota, Fungi, Ascomycota, Eurotiomycetes, Chaetothyriales, Herpotrichiellaceae. The record is from RefSeq and is a predicted model, not a curated record. The transcript has 2 exons.
AUGAGAUGGAGGAUUCUUGGAACCAUGGUGGCACUCGCCGGCCUGAUCUUGGCAGACCAAGAUCCCUUCAUCAACAGUCAAGCGUUCGACGAUGGCGAGUUUGGUAAAUAUCCCACACAAGAAUAUAAAACAUCCGAUAUCCAUGGGCCACGGCCCAAUUUCCUGACACACUCGGGAAGCUGUUACAAUGAUGGGCUAUAUGUCAUGACGACACCGAGAGGAUAUGCAGUCACGAGUUGUGGUCCAAUGAUCACCGACGAAAAGGGUGCUCUCGUGUGGCUAGAUACGAGGUACACGGCCCCAUAUAACCUAGCCGUGCAGACAUACAAAGGUGAACAAUAUCUAACCUUUUGGGCCGGUGAUGAUGGUGUGCGAGGACAUGGUGCUGGUGUCUACUUUAUGCUCAACUCGCACUACGAGGAAGCAUACAGGAUUGUCGGCGGCAAUGGAUUGGACGGAGACCUCCACGAAUUUCGCAUCACCGAUCAAGACACGGUCUUGAUUACUGUCUACGAAAUCGUACAAGCAGACUUGAGCUCCGUCGGUGGUCCCGUCGAUGGAUGGAUCUGGGAGGGCAUCUUUCAAGAGUUGGACAUCGAGACCAAUGACGUGCUGUUCGAAUGGCGGGCUUCCGAACAUAUUGGCCUUGAUGAAUCUUUUGCCUCCAGAGGCGACAAUACGGGGAUUUCGAGCGAUUCAGCGUGGGAUUGGUUCCAUAUCAACAGCGUGGACAAAGACCCCGAUGGGAAUUAUAUUAUCUCGUCUCGCUAUGUCUGUUCCGUGACUCAUAUCAACGGAACGACUGGUGAAAUUAUUUGGAUUCUAGGCGGAAAGAGCAAUAUGUUCCGUGACCUGUCCGAUGGCAUGGUCACUCAGUUCGCUUCCCAGCAUCACGCCCGAUGGCGAGAUGACUAUACGGCCAUCACCAUAUUUGAUAACGAGAAUCCCGGACCACGACGCCCUAGCAAUGGACUGUACAUCGACCUGGAUGAGACGAAAAUGACGGCCAAGCUCCGAACCAAAUACAAAAGCCCCCAUCCAGAAUUAUCCGAGUCUCAAGGUUCCUUGCAAAUUCUCGAUAAUGGCAAUGUCAUCGUCGGGUAUGGGUAUUUGGGCCAAUAUACCGAAUUUACCAAUGACGGAAAACCCAUAUGCGAUGUCCAUCUCGGGCCUCAGACACAGUAUGGCUCGGGCAAUAUUCAAUCCUACCGCGUCGGAAAGUUUGCCUGGGUCGGCAAACCGAAUUGGCCGCCCGCGAUAGUCCAAGAGGAGGGACAUAUCUACAUGAGUUGGAUGGGAUCUACCGAAGUCUCGCAAUGGAUGAUCGAAGAAGCUGACAGCGUCGACGCGACUGAUGACGAAUUUUCAUACGUCAAGAAGGUCGACAAGAACGGCUUCGAAACCGAGAUCACCAACUUCGGUUCACAAAAGGCCUUCAUUCGUGCUGUCGCCUUGGACAAAGACAAUAAUCGACUCAGCGUUUCCGCGGUUGUUGAACGCGGGCCUCUGGUCGAAGAACCGGACCCUGAACCCAGCCCCGACCCCGAGCCAGCCCCUGCUGGCAAUACCUCUCCCUCCGCCUCCUCCGAGAGUACUGUUGGAAUGAUCAUGCCCAUCUUAAUCGCGCUCAUCAUUUCCACCUGUGUCGCGACCGUCGUCGUGAUCAGUUUGUCUAUACGCAGCGGGAUAAAGUACAGAACCUACCGUCGCGUGGGUACUUCCGACUCGGAGAAGAAAGACCAACAAAUCCAAACCGCGAAGAAAAUCGAGAUUGACGAUUCGGAUACGCUGUCACUAGUUUCGGAGGAACAGCAGCCGAUGAUGCCCAUAGCUGAGCACAGUUGA